ACGUCAUAUUUCUGCGCCGCGUGCAAUGCAACCGUGGAGGGCACCGAGCAUGGGACACCUUGGUGGUUUAUUACUCCUGAUCACAUCUCUGAUAUGCUUUUGCAACCGGGGUAAGAAACAUGAACUGCACAUAUUUGUGAAAAAUGGAUGAUUCGCUUGUGAGGAACGGUAUUUUUCACUGAAAGUGAAGGGAGGCGAGAGUUACGCUUGUCAUUUUGAAUGGAGUCUGAUCACGACUACUACUACUACCUUUAGCGUCACGUGUUUUCUUUUAUAACCCACUGAUGAUUAAUAAUGAUAAUAAUCCAGCAUGUCACAGUGUCGGUCUGUCUUGGAAAAUAAGGCUAAAGGUGUGACAUAUUCACUAUGUGCAGAUGUGAGUUUGCACUAAAGCUUCCAGCCAUAUGCAAGUAAAUUAAACACUGAAUGAAUUAGAUUUAGUUUCAUGUUUUCUUGAGAUUUAUAAACUUUGAUGUGAUUGGAAUGAACACAUUUUUCCUGAUUUGUUGGUUUGAAUGGCUCAACAGUGUGAUGGGUUACAUCUGGAGGGUGCAAAAUGAAGUUCUGCCCAUUUUUCAUGAUCUAUUUUGUUUUUUGUUUAAGCGAGUAUGACUUGAUAAAACAUAAACCAUCAGGUAUGACAUUAAUUUUCCUGACUUUUCAGGCUCUGUCUCUCUGAUAUAUGAUCUCUCAGCUCACUCUUGAACUGUUUGCAUGUGUUUCAGGUGCUUCGGCUCACACUUUGCCCACCUGUCGUGAGCAUCUGGAGUUCAGGUGUCAAGACGGCUCAUGCAUCUCUGUACUGAAUGUGUGUGAUGGACACAAACACUGUGCGGAUGGAUCAGAUGAACACAACUGUAGUAAGUACAAUAGAGAUGAAGUAUGAUAUCCAAAACUGUAAAAACACAUCAGCACCUGCAGUCUGGCUUGAGUUUCACUCGCUCUUCUUUUUUGGCAAAGUUCCCCAAACAUUUAAAACAAAACUGAUACGCUCCAAGAGUUUAGGUAAAUGAUAAGUACAUUUGGGAAAUAGAGGAUUUCAGAGUGCAGACAAAAGAAAACAAAGCGAUAUGGGAAAGGCAUAAAUACAGAAAAUGUGAGUUAAACAGAAUAGAAAUAGAAAAGACUGAAAUCAGUAAGCUGUUAAGAUUAAGUGAAACUGUAACUACAAAAUGGAGUGAAAAUUUAAAUAUGUGACUUCAGAGUCUAAAGUUUUGUUUUGUUUGUUCACCAUAAUCUUACAAUGUUUUAAAUUUCCAGUCAUAACCUUCAUUUAUAGACUAAAAGGAUCCCACUUUCAUGUGAAGAGCUUGUUCUUGAUACUGUGACUGUGUCUGCAGAAUACCAGUGCAGCUUUUUACUUUUAAUCCCAUUAAGUCAUUAAAGACUUUUACAUUGAAUUCCAGGGGGGAUUUGCCUUUCAUUUACCACAGUUUCAUCAUGCUUGCCUCGAUCAAAAUUACACAGAAUUCACUGUAUUUAGGAUGUGGAUUUAUAGGAUUGCAUGCCUCAUAAAUAACGCUGUUUGGUGUAUGGUAAGCAGGUGUGAAACCCUCCAAACUAGAGAGUAAAGAUGCAGCAACUGCAGCAGCUCUGGUUUUAUAUUGGGAGGAAAUAAGAGGGGGCAAAUGGAUAUGAAAGAGGAAAUAAACAACCGUCAACCAAUGAGCAAUUUCGGCCAUAUUAGAAGAGUUCAGAAGUGAAAUGUGAAGAUUUCAUGGAAUAUGGUCUCAUACCUGAUAGUCCAGACAUGUAUAAUGCUAUUAACUGAUUAAAAAAGAAAAGAAAAUGCAAGGAUUUUGCCAUAUCAUUGGUACUGUUGAAGUUUUAUCAAUUAAAAUUGUGGUUCUACCUCAAACUCCAUCAGAGCACCUGAAACCACACCCUCAGACCGCUCCAACAUGUGCAGCAUCAGAGUUUCAGUGUGGAGACGGGAAGUGCAUUCGCCAGGCCUGGAGAUGUGACCACUCAGACGACUGCUCCGACGGCAGCGACGAGAAAAGAUGCCGUGAGUGAUAACAGAGCACGUUUUUUCAUGAUUACCUUUAAAAGAAGUUAUUGUGUUGCAUUAAAUACACUUGAAGUGAGGGGAGGUGAUGUCAAAAACAUCGGGGUCAAUUAUCAUGUGAAGGCUUUUCUCCGACAGUCAGGUUGUCCAAACUGUAAAUGAACUCCGUACUGUGUUGGUUUGACCAGCAGCCAGUAGAGGGCAGGAUAGAUCUAAUCCUGACCUAGACGACUUCACAGACCGUCAUGUCCUUCAACUUGUGAAUGUGUGUACAGGUCCACUGGGUCACUAUUUAAUCUGUGUCCCCUGACAGUGAAUCACAUUCACUGUACAAGUAGAAGAAAGUCUUCAUAAACUUAUGACUGACCUGAAAUGUCAUAAAUUAAUUCUUUCUUUCUUUCUUUCUUUCUUUCUUUCUUUCUUUCUUUCUUUCUUUCUUUCGUUCUUUGUGUAGGAGCCAAAAUAUAUUUGUUGAAAGUUUUAUUUCUAUAGGGACAUAACUUCCGGUUUCCUGGUUUUGGGAUGUUUGGCGGGUUAUUUAAAAUCUCACAGGUGUAGUCAAACAAUGGGUUUGGUAAACGCUGAUAAUUUUCUGUUGACCGUUUUUGACCGUUUCUCAUCGUUUUUCACCGCUUCAUUCAUUCAUCCUGUUUAAUCUCAUUUCAUCAUAUCACCUUUUCAGUUAAAGGCAAAAGUUUCGGACCCGCAUCAGAGUGUUUUCUUUCUUUUUUUGAACAAUAAAUCAUUUUUAACAAUCAAACCGGACUGAUCAUUCAAGCGAGUCACAGAUGCAAGCGAACCUAAACCCCAGCGGCCUUUUAUGUUGAAGGAAAACAAUCGCUACACUUAGUUUGUUUUUCUUUCUUUCUUUCUUUCUUUCUCUCUUUCUUUCUUUCUUUCUUUCUUUCCUUCCUUCCUCCCUUCCCUCCUUCAUUCCUUCCUUUCUUUCUUCCUUCCUUCCUUCCUUCCUUCUCUUCUCUUCUACACCCCUCCCUCCCUGUAAUCUAUCUCUUUUCUCUCCAUCCUUUUUGUCUCUGUUUUUUUUUAUUCUUUAUAUCUCUUCCCCUAAUUUUUUCAUGCUCUCUAUGGCUCCCUUUCUUUCUUGUCUUUUCUCCCCCGCCUGUUUUCUCCCUCCCUUUCUCUAACCCUUCCCAGUUUUGAUAAUCAUAAUAGAUUUUUACAGUGCUUUUUAUCAGUGACCUUAAAGCGCUUAACAUUGAAUACUUAAUUCAUUCGCUCACACUCAUAUCCUGGUGGUGGUGGUAAACUACCUUUGUAGUCACAGCUGCCUUGGGGCAGACUGAUAGAAACAUGGCUGCCAGUUUGCGCCUACGGCCUCUCUGACCACCACCACACGAUACAAUCAUACACCAGUGCAGGACACAAACUGGGAGCAACGGGGGUUAAGUGUCUUGCCAAAGGACACAACAGACAGACUCUGGAUAGGGGGGAGUCGAACCACCAACCUUCACCAACCGCUCUACCUCCUGCGCUACUGCUGCCUCUCUGUCUUUCCUCUUUCUUUUGGUCUUUCUUCCCUCCCCUUUUUCUCUUCUGUAUUUUAACAUCACUCUAAUGUCCUCCUCUUUCCCCCCCUCUCUUACUCUAGUUUCUCAGUUAUUUGUUGUGUUCAGUUAUUUGUAGUUUCCCGUUUGUUUUACCCUCUGGUGUUAACGCGCAGGCUGUAAACCCCCCCCUACGACAGCAUAAAUCAACUUAACAGGGAAAAUAUUUGCUAAAGAAGAAUUCCAGAUGUUAAUUAGGGCGUCAUUCCUGGAGGACAAAAAGGGGAGACUCUUGCAGACUAGUUGUGAAAUAAACAGUCUGACCAGUUUUAAGCCAUUAAAAGACUCACAGAGCUUUCAUAGGUUUAUGUAGUGGACAGUCAGUGACAUUGAUGCACCUGUUAAAGAUACUAAAGUCCUUAAACAUUAUAGCUGAAUGAACUCCGGGCUUCCCUUAUUAACUCAUUAACACUUCAGGACUUGUGUGACUUUUAGCAGAUAUUUCUUUGAUUUAAAACACACAUUAGUUUGAUCACAUUUGAGUCUUUUUCUCACCCUUUAAAGUUUUUGUCUUGUUGUGGACACCCAAAAUCAGGACUCAAUGAGCAGACCACAAAUAUUCCUUUAAUUAUAGGACUCUUUUAAAGGAAAUAUGGACUGAUUAAUAAAUAUGUUCCAAAUAAUCAUCUGAUUAGGACCUUUGUGGAGGUUUGGAUAUAAUUAGACUAUCAAAAGAUGCGAUAAUGAUUUAAGACCCUGAUAAUUAAUAACUUUAUUCUUAUCAUAAAGACAGCAGUCUUUCUUUCUUUCUUUCUUUCUUUCUUUCUUUCUUUCUUUCUUUCUUUCUUUCUUUCUUUCUUUCUUUCUUUCUUUCUUUCUUUCUUUCUUUCUUUCUUUCUUUCUUUCCUUCCUUCCUUCCUUCCUUCCUUCCUUCCAUCUCCUGAUGAUGUAACUCUUGUUUUACAGAUCAGAACGAGUGUGAAUUCAACAAUGGAGGCUGCUCUCAUGUGUGCAGGGACCAAAAGUUUGGUUUCGAGUGUGAUUGUCCCGACAACAUGAGACUGAUCGGUGACGGUCAGUGUGAAGGUGAGCAUAAAGAAUUACUCUUAAAGUCACCAGUUGUGAAGCUUCCUCUGUAGAAGUGAAUGAACCAGUAAAGAGUUUUUCAUUUUAACAAGUUUAUUCAUACAAAGUGACUUAAAUCACCUGCUAUCCAUUUGUGUUGUUGAGUAAAAGAAGCUUGACUUUCUUUUCAUACGAUUCACACAUUUUCACGCUCUGCCCCCCAGAGAUCGAUCUGUGCCUGGACAGGGAUGUGUGUGAUCAGCUGUGCAUCCACACGAACGACAGCCUCACCUGUGACUGCCACGAGGACUACACAAUGAAUGUCACAACAAGAGAGUGCAGGGCCAAAGGUGAGGAAUGAAGGAUUUAUGAUCCUGCUAACAAACCGCUCAUUACUCAGUGUUCCCGACAAAGAUUCUGAGAUUUUCUGUUUGUGUUUGCUUUUAAUUUGUUGAGUCUGAGCGUGUAAAUCAUCAGCCAUGUUUCCUAUUUAAACAAGGAAAGCAGAUUCUUUUCCCUUCUGUGCAAACUCCUGAUAAUUACUCAGCCCGAUAACAACAAAAAUCUUCCUCUUUGAGUGUUUCCUCCACUAUCUACAGUGUCUUUUUUUUGUUAUCAACUUCAUACCAAAUCAGUCAGCUACAAAAAGUUACUGUGAAUAGAGGGAGGCCACUGAGUCUUUCCUCAGUAUUUUAUAUUUUUCAGGGUGACUGUGACGGUUGUACAUUUCAGUUUUUUAAUGCCAAAUAAGUGAGUGACGGCUUAUUUCAUCAGUGACUGAGUUAUGGGUUUGGCCUUGAAAAUGUCAGUCUGUGUGUUGCUUUAAACAUCUGAGAAGCUGUAAUGGAGGAAUCAUGACCUUUAAAGAAUCCGUCAAUUAGGCUGUGAUAAAACACACACACUGAGCUUUCUUGGUCUGCUCCGGAGCCUUGUUGUCCAAGCAUAUGCAUAAGGGUCCUCCUUGAAUACAUAUUUGCAGUUACGAUUCGAGUGUUAUCAGCAGCAUGUUUAGGAUUUGUAACAGGAACUAACUCAUCUGCUUCACCUAUAUGAACUUUGGGUCAUUUACUCUCAAAGGCUGUUCAAACCUCUCUCAGACAUCAAGUUAUCAAGUGUGGUAAUGUCAUAUCCCUGUUAACAUUCUGCCAAAAUAAGCAAGAACCAGUUAUUACAAAGAAAUGUGACAGCUGUUGAUUGUUCUCCUGAUACGAUCACUGACUUUGUACAUUCAUCAUGUUACGACUUCAAGGAUUUCCUGUUCCUCCUUGAUAGCCGUAAAGUUGAGUGGUGCCUUGUAAUUUAUUUGUUAAAGACCAACUCUGAUGAAAAUCAUGUUUUUCUUGUUUUUUUAUGUGUUCAUUUGGCAUUUUUCUGAUGCUACAGGACAUAUCAUGAGAAAACUAAAUGCGAAAUUGCUUCUCUGAGUAUUUCUUCAUUCAAAUCGUUGUUAAUCUCUGGCAGACCCAAACGGCAGGUUCAGAAACAGUGAGAUUUCAUACGUAACCAAUCCAAGCUCUGCUAUGCAGGCCACACUCUGCAUAUGGAGGAGAAAUAUAGAGGACGAUCAUGAAACAAGUGUGUGUGUUACUGGAUUGCAAUGCUCAUAAGAAAGCUAAUUAUGACAUUAACUUUCAUCAUGUCCCCAAAGACAUUAGUCUGAAUAGCUCCUAUGUUACCUGCCACUUCUACUACACCGGCAAUGUUAGGCUGCAAUGCUAACAUGAAGACAAAUGUGCAGAGCAGCGCUGUCUCUGCCCACGACUCAGAGGCGAAUUGCUAAUGAUCGAAUGGAGCCCUUCAACAUGACACAGGUAACAUGAUUUUGGCGAAGAACAUGAUCACACUGAGAACACUUUAAGUCGGAAAAAAACGAUCGGAUUGGGACUUUACUUUAUAACUGAACAUUAAUAUGACUGACAGGCUGAGCUUCUCACUCUCACUUGUUGGUCUUCUUGUAUCAGCCGUGCACUUCAUUUCAUUUGUGAAGUUGAUGCUUCUUAUGUACAUUUGAGAAACAGAACCUUGUCAGGGUUCAUAAAUGAUGUGUCCAAAGGGCUUUUAUCCCAUCAGCUCCAAAUGACAGAAACAACAUGUAUGUGUGUGUCCUAGGAGAUAAGGCAGAGCUGGUUUUCACCUCUUCUAAAGGGAUGCAACUUAUGAGCAUCACCAGCUCUGAGGUGAGGGAACUGUCUCCACGUGAAGCAGGUCCGGGUCCAGUGGCGGCUUUGGCCUCUGGACAGAUGCUCUUCUUUGCCCGGCAAGGACGAGUCUACAGGUAACAGAGUGUAUUCAGCUGCCACCACACAAAUACGACUCUAAUUCAUCAUACGGAGUCAAUAAAGUGCCAGAGGAACAGAGCAGCAGCAGCUUCUGUAAUUAUCUUAAUCAGUGAUGGAGACUUAAGGAGGUGGAUUUCAGCCAUCUAAAAGCUUCUUGGUGUUGUCGUAGAAAAACAUCAUCCCCAAAGCUAUAAAAUGAACCAUAAAUGACCAUCAGGAAUCUGGUUGGUCAAACACACGUAACACUGAGUUAGACCCCCCCCUCCCCCUGACAGUAAUGUGUCUGAUAAUAACUGAUAAUUUUGACAUUUUUACACACUGGGAUUGUUCUCUAGGGUCACUCUAGGUGAAAAGCAGCACGAUCGGGCGUUGGUGCUGAAGGGGCAAGGUUCAGUCUCUGGCCUGGCUGUGGACUGGAUCCACCAGCUCCUUUACUGGACCAGUACUGAGAGCGGUUCUGUUAAUGUUGGCCUGUUGGACGGUUCACAUCAGCAUCAGCUCAUCACGGGACUGGACAAACCCUCUGCAGUGGCUGUGCAUCCUCUUCAAGGGUAGGAGAGGCCGGCCUGGGAUGUUUGAUUUUUAUAUGAUCCUUUGUUUAUUGAGCCUAUGUCCACAAGUAAAGCGUCAGGGGUGAUUACUGUCUUGUGCCAUGCGAUAUUUACAGAUAAGGUUUGUUUAAAAGGUUUUACCGAAUAAGCCCAGCACCUGACGCACUGACUCAUGUAUGCACACAGGGAGAGGCAGAUGACAAGUGCACAAUAAAGGGAGAGAUUUGAGGUUUCUAGUAAAUGUUAAGAGCACUGCAUGUGUCAAACCACAUGAAUGUAGCUGCAAUUCAAAUACACUUUAUGUUUGACUCUGUUAGAACAUUUUUAAUUGUUAACUAUGAGGAAGAAAAAAACACUUUCCAUAAAUCAUUUUCCAUAACUUUCCAGCCAGAUUUGUUAAACUAAAAGAUAAUUUCAAGUUAUUAUUUAUAUUUUUAAUAUAUAUGUUAAUAUAAAGAGGAUGAUGUUUGUAAGCGGUGCGUUUGUAAUCAUUCAGGAUGCUCUUCUGGGCUCAGAGUGGAAGCUCCCCGAUGAUUGAGAGGUCCAGCUUGGAUGGUCAGAACAGAACGCCUCUGGUCUCCAGCUCGAUACGCCACCCUGUCGCUCUCUCUUUGGGUAUUUACACAGUUUUUCAUGACAUUAACCGGGCAGUGAAAUUUGGAUGUUGAACUUCCUCCAGUCGCGAUCAGAUUACAGAGGUUUCCUAAUGUUCGCCGAUGACAUUGCUUUCUAUCUUAGAUAUGCCUCGCCGGCUGCUGUACUGGGCCGAUCAGGGAAUGAGAAGCAUCUCCAGAGUUGAUCUUGAAGGUCGUCAUCGUAAAACAGUCGUAGAGUCUAACGGUUAUCUGGACCGGCCAUUUGGACUUGCUGUGUUUGAGGUAAAAUAAGCAAUUGAUGGAAACCAGAAUUAUGUUUCUAUACCCUUUACCCAGAAGUCAACCUGAUUAAACCUGCUCAACUGUAGAAUAAAAGAGGCCUUAAAGAAGAACUUUUGCAACCCUGAAAACAUCAUGUCUAAUGUAACACACAACAGAUUUUCAACUCUUACUCAUUAAUUCACAGAAAAAUAAAUUCUGUCUACUGCAGUCGCUUGAACCUUUUUUCCCCUUUGACUUUAAAAUUGUCUUAGUUUCUAAAAGUUUAAGUCAUGGAGAGAAAAUGUGUGCCAGGAAGUUUCCACAUACAAAUGUUUGUCUAUCUAGCUGUACUUUUAGUGUGUAUCUUGUGCUGUACAAACAUGAAUAUAAAAACAAGAUUUUUUGCAUGUAAGGUGUGUGCAUGCAAGUCAAGAAAAUCAAAAGAAAACAGAUAAAAAGUUUAAAACUCCUGAGAGGAUUUUUUUUGGAUCUUUAUGAAAUACACUUAAACUCAUAGCAAUGCCUUUUCAAGAGCAAAUAAGACCAUCAGUGACAAGAUUAACAAUUUAAAUCACAUUAUUUUUAAUGUCAGAAACAGGAGUGAGAGGGUGGGUGUCAGCCAAGUAGGUGAAGAAACUGCCCUGUUUACACAAUUUACACAUCAAAUUUUCAAGAGGGUAGAGAUUUUUGUCAAAAGUCAGGACUCAAGCAUGUAGAAGAGAAGACAAGCGGAGAUCGUUUUGUCCACAGGGGGGUGCCAAAACUGACACAAACUGAAAGUUCCUCACAGGAGCUUUAACAAAUGCAUGGGGAAAUUUACCUUGAUCAGGUGUUUUAAAAUAUCUAAAUCAGGAAUGCAAAUUUGAAGUUCUCUGUGUCCAAUCUUUGGAAGGUUAGUAAUGAAUUAUUGAUCACUCAGAAUGAAAGGGAGGCUUGCACAUAACAUCACAUCAGACGGCGUUGAUGCUGCUGGGAUGCAGAUUUGUGCCAGCUCUGCUCUUCUGGGAAACCUCCCUGCAUGACUCUUCAUCAGUCUGUUAGCUCUGUGUCUAAAUAUGGAGUUCUCAGUCUUUGUAUCUUUAGUAGCAACUGUUGUGUCUGAGAGACGUCUGGCAUUGAAACACCGUGCUGAUAACUGAAAACCAAUCAUUACUCAUCUCUACCCGAGAGAAAAUCAAACACCUGUUCCCGUUCAGUUCUUGAUUAGUUAUUAACAGCCCUUAGAUGCAAUAUUUCAUGAGUACCUCUAACCCAGCAUUCAGUAAAAGUAAUAAAGAUGCCCUGCUGAUUCUGUCCUCUCUGCUUCAGGGUUUUGUUUAUUGGAGUGAAGAAGUGACUAACUCCAUCUGCAGAGCCAGCAAACACGACGGCAGCAAGUUCCAGGUGCUGCUGUCCAACACCACCUCACCGGGCGGUGUGGCCAUCAUCCAGUCUGCUCUUCAACCAAAGGGUACGAUCGGUCAGUCAAUCAGCGACCGCAUCUUAUCAGUAUUUUUCACAUUUGUCAUGGUUUUGUUGAGGCUUUCGCUGUCUGGCACCCAGAGGUGCACUGGCUUUUAAAAGACAUACGGUCUGGUAGUCCACAUAGUUGACAGAUUGCCAUCUCGAGGCUGCUAAGAGGGAUUGUGCCAUUGACCAACAAAACUUGGCAUUGAGACAGAUACUAGCAUAAUCCGGAUAGUAAGUUCACCCAUAAAGGCCGGGAUCACCACUCUAAUACUGUGCUUGUUACACACACACACAACACACACAUGUAGCAGCACUCCAAAUCCCCACAUGAUAUCACCUCUCUGGAUUAUUGGCAUUUAAACAGACUUGAAAUGGAUGUAAGUGUUUUAAUCUAACUAUCGGAGUUAGAUGUAUCACAUAUCCAAACCUCGCUUUAUCCUAGUCAAGGAGCAAAUCAAACAAGAUAGACCAAAGUUUGAUUGAUUGAUUGAACUAGUUUGAAGACAGAAGAUGUUUUGACUAACAUACAAAAAUGUAAUGAGGCUUUCUCGACUAAAACUAGACGAACACUAUUAAAGGCAGAAAAGACUAAAAUGUGAACAAUGCUAAGAGGCAUUUUAGUCCAAAGACGAAACCUAAAACAUCUGCUAAUAUCAACACUGCAUCUCAAAUUGUGCAAUGAACAAACAGAGUUUGCUCCAAGCACUUCAAACUUAAUAGACACACGCCUUGAACUCUGUGAGUCAUGAGUGUGGAGACUUGUACUAGACAUCUGAUUUUACUCAGACUAAAACACACGUUAUAAAUCAUUAAGAUUUAGUACAACUCCUCUCGUACCCUCUGCCUCUCUGCGCACCCACUUUAUGUUUGAUUUUAGAGAUACAGGAUUUGUCAUACAAGCUGUAUAUGCACUUUAGACCUUGCUCUGUGGAUUAGUUUAAGAGGGCCCAAAGUUGGUUUGAAGCAAAGUAAAGGCCAAUAAAACAUACAAUACAAUACAAACUUACAUUAAAAGAUAAGGAAAUGAUUAAAUACAACAAAAGCCUGAUAAAAAUGAAUCAAUACUAAGAUAAAUACCUCUACAAACUAUGCAGCAGUGCCAAGUCAGACCCAAGCAUCUACUUUUAUAAAACCUCACUGCUGCAAUAAUGCUUAAUGUGUUGAUUGAGAAAGACACAGACCCUGUCAGUGCUGCUGACCUGUGACUCACCGCACUAAAUCAGCCUCUGCUGCCAGUAAUAGCUCUCACCCUGACUGUACAUCUCUCUGGUUUUUAGGGCCCUCUGUGUGCGGACAUCCAGAGACGGUGUGCCAGCAUGUGUGCGCUGUGGACCUGCUCUCUGACGGACUCAUGUUUAGCUGCAAAUCGCCCGAAACAGGACAAAACAAAUCUCGAGAGCUUCCUGGCGUCUCCCACAUGGUUCCCUCUUCAACUUUAUCUGAUCCUACAUUCGCUGGAAUCCUGUCUCUUAUCAGUAAGAAGCCGGUUUUCUCCGGAGAUGUUUUUUGUUUGAACAAAUCGUCAUCUCAUGGCUGCAGAAACCUCCUGUGCUUGUCUUUUCACUGGUGUUAAAAAUAAGCACUUUCCUGUAAGUGGGACAGGUCAACACACAUCCGCCAAUAAAGUAAAUCACCAAAGCAGCCCCACAUCUCAGACAUAUUUAGAGUCGGUUUGUGCGGCAUAAUUUUGCUGGGAAAUUUGAGUCCCACUUUAGUUCAUCCCAAGACCAACUAAAGUGGGUCUUUCUGUGACUCUGAGGGUGUCUGUGUGAUGUGGAGACGCUCAGAAGUCAUCAUGAUCACUCCCUUCUGAGUCACACAAACACAACAGGCAGGAUCUGUGAAUGUGCUCCCACACUACCAAAGAGCACAUUACGCCAACUUGACGUAAAAUGUGAAUAUUUUUGAGUAAAUCUGUGCCAUCUGACUCUGAGUUUGAAUUUCUAAAGCUGAUUUUUUUUGCAUCAAAAUCAGACUUUAAAUUUCAAAACCAUUGAAUUUCAAGCAUGCAUUUUUAUUUCUUAAGGUCCUUACACACCGCGAAAUUACAAAAUAUUCAGAGGCGAAUUUUGACGCGCCUGACUAUACACAUCAAGCGUCAUGCGAUUUUGCGGCUUUCCGGGUGGAAGCGAGAAGACUGACACAACAGCAGACUGACUGUUCUUCAGUUCUGAUUAGACACUAGUGUUGAGAUGUCUGUCUGUCAUGAUAGCAUGUACUGAGUCUGGGCCAGUACCAGAUAAGCACAUUAAACUAUAAUCCAUAAACGUAAGGUAACAACAGAGACCUAAUGGUGCUGUGACAGCAACGCGAUUGAGUUUGAGACAGUGAAAAUACAUAUGGUAUGUUGUAUCUGAACAGGUUACCUUAGAGCUAAAGUUACUUAGCACAGAGGAAAGUUAAAACAAAGACGUUUAGCAAACUGUUAAAGCACACAAACCAUCGUCAUAUGAGAAAUCCGACGCUAUGACUCUCCACAAGUUGUCCUUCAGGUCGUUAUCUUUGUAAUAUUUGUGUUUUUUAUUAAAAAGCACUCUUAUUAAAAAGCACGUAAACAAUCAGCCGGUCGGCCAUGUUGGAUAUACCGGUGAAUCUGACGUCGCAACAACACACAAUCUGAUUGGUCAGAAGUGGACCCACAGUAGGUGAAACUUUAGAAAAUAAUAUCGCAGGACGGGAAAACGUCGCUGAUGUGAACGCUUGUAUUGACAGGAUACGGGUUCGAAAAAAAAUAUUGACGUCCGAAAUAAUCGCACAAAAAAACGCUCCCGGUAUGGAAGGACCUUUACAUUUUUUUUUUUUCACAAUGAUGAAAUAAAUUCAGUGUAGAAAAUCGGUUUCUCAAAAUAUUCGUGUAGUAAAAAUUUGACUGAAAACUAAACUGGGGAAAAAAAUUCAACAUAAAAAAAAUUUCAGUGUCAAAUAAUCCAGAGUCAAACAGACCAACUCAACAUCGGAUAAUCAGGGAGAAGCAAUCGAUUCCUCAAUCUUCCACUGGGGUUGGUGCCACAUGACCAAUCCAGACUUAUUUGAUUGGCUGGACGAUGAAUGAUUGAGGAAUCGAUUGCUCUCCCUGGUUACCUGGAUGUUGAGUCGGUCUGUUUUACACUGAAUUUUUUUUCACAUAAAUUUUUUUUUUUUUUUAUGUAGAAUUUUUAUUUUACAGUUUUUUAAAGUUGAAUUUUUGCUUAAACAAACGUUUUGAGAGACAGAUUUUUUUUGCACUGAAUUUAUUUUAUCAUUAUGAAAAAAUAAGUUUCAGAAAUAAAAAUGCAUGUUUGAAAUUCAAUAGUUUCAAAAUUCAAAGUCUGAUUUUGAUGCAAAAAAAAAUUCAGCUUUAGAAAUUCAAACUCAUAAUCAGAUUGCACAGUUUUACUUCCAUACAAAAAUGUCCUGUUUUGGAGCUUCAUUUGUUCACGUUUUCUGAGAUUAUCAAGGAAUAAAGUGUUGCAGCUUUUCUUUCCACCACAGCUGCCGCCUGUUAUUUUUUUCCACUCAGAGGAGGCGAGGUGCUGAAAAUGAACGUCACCUUAACAAACCAUCUGUCAUGUCUGCUAAAAGCUCCAGAAAGUGAUUUAAUCGUGUGUGCUUUUGUGUGUUUGUUUGUUUGUGUGUGUUACUCCAGUGUUUCUCAGCGUGCUGCUGGUAGGAAUGGCUCUGUGGUGGUGGAGAGAGGAGCUCAGGCCGUCCACGUCUCUCACUCAGCAGAGCUUCAUCCUCAAAGAGUCCCAGGACCCGCUCAUCAUCCAGGAACCACCCGUGGGUCUCGUCAAGGCAAGACGAGUAUGUGAGCACACAAACAGACUCGCAUGAACAGGGCACACACACACAUAAACACACACAGGCGUCUUUAUACACUCUCAGAGAGGAGAUGUCAUUCAUUCAGCUGGACGUGUGUACACUGAGAUAUAUUUAACAGUGUUUAUUCUCCACCUCCCGGUUAUUUUGGAGGUCGUGUUUAUGAUGUGGCAAACAGGAAAAACACAACAGGCGUAUUCAGUGAUGAGAGAAAUUUUAUUUACUUUUGUCUGAAGGUCUAAAACUCUGUUUUUGACUUUCCUUUCUUUCAUGUGAGAAAUUUCUGCGCCCCUUAGAUUUUGUUUUUCGUUCUUUCUCACCAUGUGAUGUGACGCAGCCUAGUUGCUUCUGCACAUGCUUAUCUCCACUAUUACUAUCUAUCAUACGACACGCUCUAUGAGGCAGUUUAGUGUUCCAGUAAUUAAACAGACGUUUAUAAGGAUGAGACUGAAGCCGGUCAAUGCCCUGUGAUCAGUACCUCAAACUGUCAGUCUUGUUGUUGAUGGCUUUCUUUGCUUUUGUAUGUUGUAGAGAAACCUCACUCUUAAUUAUGGUCUUUUUUUUCCAAAACUCCUCAGCAGCUUUAAAGGGAAAUUCUGGUGUAAAACUAAUUUAGGGUCAAACACACUGUUACACCGAGUUAGACACCCUGUCGAGAGAUGAAUGUUGCCGAUCGCUUGCUUCUCUAGUUAUACCAACUUUAGUAAUGACCGCACGAUAGCAAUACACAGCGGUCUGAGGAGCCAUAAACAAACCUUAACUAAAAAGCCACUCUAUAGCCACAAAUAAUGUUCAGAACAUAUACGUACAGUACAUAUAGGGUCCUAGCCAUAGUACUAGCCACCAAACAUCUUUUUAGCUUUGCCUAAUUUCUUUGGCAAAGAGACUAAACACAACUCACCUACUCUCUUCCAGCAGCUGCUUGUUUGUAGCGAGACCUCGACCAGUCCAUUAAGGGCUACAGCGGGGUGACGCAGCUCAAGGAAGAACAUUUAUGAUCAUCACUUUAUCAUUUACUUGAAGUUAUAAUCAUCAUAUUAAUCAUUUUCACUGCAGACACAGUAGUUCUUCUGCCUUAGCGUCUUGGUCUGAUUGCAUUUCCAUGAAGACCUGAGGUCUCGCUGCAAACAAGCGGCUGCUGGAAGAGAGUAGGUGAGUUGUGUUCAGUCUCUUUGCUAAAGAAAUCAGGCAAAGUUGAAAAGUUGUUUGGUGGCUAGUGCUGUGGCUGGGACACUAUAUGUACUGUUGAUGAAGUUAGGUGCCGUUCUGAACAUUAUUUGUGGCUAUAGAGUGGCUUUUUGGUUGAGGUUUGUUUAUGGCUCCUCAGACUGCUGUGUAUUGCUGUCCUGCAGUCGUUACUAAAGUUGGUAUAACUAGAGAAGCAAACGGUUGGCAACAUUCAUCUCUCGACAGGGUGCCUAACUCAGUGUGUUUGACCCUAAAUUAAUUUUACGUUGGAAUAUCCCUUUAAGAGGAAAAAAACAAAAAUUAAUGCUAAUAAUUAUCAUUACUUCUAUCUUUUUGUUCUGAAUCCAUAGCUUAUGGACCUUUGACCCUGUUUCACUUCUUGCGUAGGCUUCACUUCAAAUCUCAAUUAACCCUCAAACCUUCAUGUGAUUUGAUAACUAAAAGAAAGGCCACAGCGGUGUGAUAAAGAGCUGCAGAGAGAUAUGGACCUGUAGUGGAGUUUCUGCAUGAACUGUAUCCCACAUUCAGGUGUGAGGUUGUUUCCAGUACAGAGACCCUCCUCCUGCUCUCUUUCUCUCUUGUUACAUUAAUUACAUUUGUUACUCCCAAUGUAUUUUCAAACUUUUAAAACCAGUAAGUAUCCAUUUUUACACAUAACGAUAUAACCUUUGACACAAAAUUAGACUUUAUCCAAAUUAAUUGCUUUAAAAUGUGUCUCUUAUCUGGACAAAUGAUGUUUUUCAGCCCUCUGAUAUAACAAGCAGAAGAGUGGUCUGAAACCCGCGGCAGUUAUCAGCCAUUUGAGACUUGCGUUGUUGCAGCCUUUGUUUUUAACCCCAUACUGGAGGAAAGCAGUGGCUCCUGAAUCACAGGAAUACACAGGUGCUUCCUCUUCAGGAAGUCAUGCUUUUCCCAAAAUUUGGGGGGUCUGGGGUUUACUUCAUUGUGACCACUCUGGGAUAUCAGUCGCUGAGCCUAUAUGCCGUGAUGUAAUUUUACCAAAAUGUCACAGCUUGAGACCUGAUGCAUCAAUCACAGACUUUUACAAAACAACAUGGAGGAAGAUGACCCUGAAUGAAAACCUUUAGGUGCUUUCCCACAGUUAGAAAGAGUUUGUUUGAGCUGGAUACCCUCUGUUUUUGUCUACAUGGAAACACCACAGAGCAGCUGUAAAGCACUGUGGCCAAAUAAAUCAAUAAAUCCAAUGUGGAAAGAGCUCUGCUAAAGUUUGAUUAACAGCUCAACUUAUUUGUAUUGAGCUGUGAGAUAAAUACAUCUGUAAACUACAGGGAAUUAAGGAAAGUGAAAAAAACACAGAGGUCACAGAGGGAACAAAAAUCAGUGUUUGUUUAGUGGGAGUUAAAUCAGCUGUUGUGAUCCCCACAUGAAUGUACAAGCACAAAAAUCCUGUCCAAGUCUGAUUCUCAUGUUUAUUCUGUUUAAUAUGAGAAAAAAAGUCUCUUCAGUUUCUUAGAAAGCACUCUGGCAGCUCCUCGGAUAAACACACCUUGACCUGCUCCCCUCAUUUCAUUGGCUUAUGCUGUGCCGCAUGUCAACUAAGCCUGCUGCCUCUCUGCCGCCAGGAAACUCUGCUUAAGCUGGACUUGGAAGGUGAAUGAAGGCGCCACGUCACACACGACCAGGCUUCCCCUGGUGCCAUCUUAACCCCGCAGUGACCUCCGGGCUGAGAGGAUGAGGGCGACAGUCCAUCUGGUUUUACACAAGGCAUGACUGGAUGGAAAAUAUUAGAUAGAGCAAAAGUUUUUAGGUCCAAAGAGCGCUCUAGUGGUCCAUCAAGGUUUUCUUUGAUGUGUGAUUUUUUUUUAUAUUGUGUAGAAGCUAAGAGCAGCUGUGAAAAAAAAAAACAUCUACCUAGCAGGUUCAUUUUCUAAACCCUGUCCACAAGCACUUUCCCAAAAAGUUCACAAAAGUUUUGUUGUGUCAAAAAUCUAAUUCAUGUAGACCAACUCAGUUGUUGAUGGUUUCUUGUUUAGCAUGAGAACAAAACUGUGAAGGUUUUAAUCUCAUGAUAUGAGUUCUAGAUCGUAGAAUUCAAGGAUUGGUGCUUUUUUUCCCAGAACACAAACUAACAGACAUUUGAACAAAACAGUAAAUAGGUGCAGCUUUUUAUAGACCAAAUGAUUAUGCAUAAAUCCAGUGAAAAACAAAUGUUCAGGUGAGUUUUAUUUAGUGGUUUAGUUGCACUUUCUACUUAAGAUUUUGAAUGUUUGUUUGUUUGCAGUGUUACAGCUGGCUUUUACUUUUCAACAUCAAACAUCUUUGUCUAUAAUUAUCUAUGAAUUUAGAAAACAAAGUCUUCCACUCGCUGUUCACGGCCUUCUAGCAUUUUUAUGCCUUUAGUUUGUCACUUUUGGACUUUUGUUUGUCCGAGGAUCCGUGCAUUGUGAAUAUCCUUUGCAUGUAGAAAAAUGUUAAUUGUUCACACACUGGAACUAGGGGACAAUUUACUGGACAUAUUAAUCAUCAGUGCCUUACUAAAACGUAGGUGAGAACACUUUUGUAUUUGCAAAUCAUAGUGAAGGUGAAGCUGCUGCUUUCCUGAACAGUGACAGCAACACCUUUUAAAAGUCAACUUUCUUAUGCAAGAAAUGUCCAGCACAUGACCCCACAAAAAAAAUAAAGAAAACCCAAGUUUUAUUUUUAAACUUAAGAAAUUUCAUAUCAUAAAAACAAAAAAAAUGUAGAAUUGGGUUUACGAUGGUCCCACAAGCUGAGUUUGCUUCUUUAAGUUUAAAAAUGUUCGUCAACAAAAGAAAACUUAAUGUGACAACAUGAAAGAAAUACUUUUCACAGUAUAGCCAUUUAUUAAAAAAGUGUUUUUUUGUGCAGAUGUGGACAUGAUAAGCUGAGGGAAAGGUAAACAGUAUUGGUGUGAUAUGAGUUUGAGCGUCAGGAGAUCAUUUUAACUGUUUCUUUCUAGGACCUGAAAAGGACCAGCGUCAGAUCAGCUCCUUGGUACAGUUUUCCUGUUUUCUUUAGGUUAUCAGCUGCCAGAUUGUCAGUUAUAUUUCUUCCACAAAAAAAAAAUGAAAGUGGUAGCGAUCUGUGUCCAGCUUUCUGUCACAAAAGGUUUGUCAAAUAUCCUUCUUUUCAUUCAAGAAUAAACCCAUCCAGGGUACCACUCCUCUAGAGAAUUAAAAAAAGCGCACAAAUAAAACGAAGUCUGUAAAAGAAAACGCACAAAUGAAGCUAAGACUGUAAAUCGGCAUUAAUGUAACCUCUGUCAACAGUGUUGGUAAAGAGAGGGAGGAUUUCUUUGGUUGUUGGUUUGGUGAUAAAUUAAGAGAACUUGUGGUACACUGGGAACAAAUAUGUAAUGUUUUUUCUCCUUGUGGGUUUCGCUGUCAUGCAAAGAGCCUUAUUUGUGUACAUUUGAAUGUUUGGUUGAUGGACCUGCCUUUGUUUCUGUGAUCGUCUCUUUUCUUGAAAUGCAUCAGCACUAUUUGAGAGAAACUCUUAGUGUGCACAAACUGCUGGAUUGUGUGGUUGGUAUUUAUUUGUAAGGGUAGUAUUUAUUUUUGAGCAGCAGUACGGUUAUUGUAGUACUGUAGUCAUGAGGACAAAACUGUUAGAUACUGUAAAUGACUCAAAUAAAGUAUUUUAUUUUUCCCUCAAAGUUUUGUUUGUGUUUGAUUUUUAUACUUCAUUGUUUGCAGCAGAAAAUGUAAAUACCUGAAUUCUCAUUGUUAGUUUUACUGUCCCUGUUUUUAAGACUCAAUACUUUAUGGUUAUGAUCAAGCACAUUCAUCAGUGUGGACUUAUCUUAAAGAUGCAUAAACUAGUUCAGUUUUACAUGAAAUAAAAGAUCUGCUUUAAAGCCAAAAAUCAAUGUCAAAAUGAUCCAUGACCGGCACUCACUGCAUGUUUACCUGAUACAGUUUACACAAGAGAUUAAAGUCAAGUAGUCUUCACUGCUCCUGCUACACCCAGUCCUGUUUCAUUGGGUUACUUUCAACCGGACUCAGUUAUGUGUACAGUUAGGCUCCCCAAAAGUGUUUUUUUAAAGCUUCUGUAACAUGAAACUAUGAAAACACACUGCAUCUAAGCUUUGCAAUGUUUUUAAAAAAAGUUAAAACAAAAUGUAAAGCGGUUUUAGCACUUUUUCUGUACCUUCCCUGAACACAUUCAUGCAUUAUGCAUCUGCAGUAUUAUAGAAAACAUUAAUAUACAGUUUGUGUCAUUCUGAACUGUAGGUUUAGAGCCACGUUUAAGACAAAUAAUGGACACUGUAAAGAAUUAUUUAAGUCCAUACAACAAAAUAAUACUUACUCCUUAUGUGUUAGAAACCAGUCAUUAAAUAAUAUGACUGCUUUAAAGGAUUUAAUGUGGAUCUAGAGUCUGAAAGAGUUGAUGUUUCCUCCUCCUCACCUUUAAGUCCCUCCACGGCCUACCACCCCCCACCUGUCUGACCUCAUUGUCCGCCACACCCCGAACCGCCCCCUCUGCUAAGCUGAUGCAAACC
Xyrichtys novacula (pearly razorfish) is the source of this 19183-nucleotide messenger RNA. NCBI's taxonomy places the organism in Eukaryota, Metazoa, Chordata, Actinopteri, Labriformes, Labridae. The record is from the annotation of a GenBank genome assembly.